AUGCCUCAUUACAUCAACACGAUACCACAAUCCCACAAGGUUCAACACCUUGCACAUACAUCCUACUCUCAUCUCAUCGACGGUCCCAUCGCCAAGGGCGGCAGUGGCGGUGGCGGCCGCGGUGGUAGUCGCGGUGGUGGUGGUAGCAGUGGCGGCGGUAGCAGUGGCGGCGGUAGUAGUGGUGGUGGAUCAACUCCCCGUUUACCUCCAAUCAUUUUUAUCCCCGGAUCCAGUGGUGGACAUGGAGGCCAUGGCAGCUCAUCCAAUUCGACCGCACCCUACGACUCGUCCAGUUCCAAGAAUACAGGCGCCAUCGUUGGAGGAGUCCUUGGCGGCAUUGUUGCUAUCACCUUCAUGUUCCUCUUUGGAUGGUGCUUUUACAAGCGCAGGCAGGCCAAGAAGGAGACGGUUGAGGAUGCCGAAGCCCAAGACAAAGAGCUAGGUCAUGCUCUGAUGGGUCCCGAUGGUGUUGAACCCUUUACUCUCUACCCUCCUCCUCCACCUUUUACUCCGGUUGAUCCUUUCGUCACCGCCACUACCCAGCCCGAUUACAUCGCGGCAAAGUCCCCUCUUGAGUACUACAGGCAGGCCCCUUCCUCGUCCGAAAACCUCGUCUCUGCCGCGACUAUCACUGCACCUGUCUCUGAGAAGGAUGCCCAGGGACAGACACAACUCGUAUCAUCCCAGUCCUCGUCGGCAACUCUCCAUGACGUUGAGAACGGACACGACGCAAGGCUGAAGCCCGGUGAUUCCCCUGCUGGUGCCACCGUGUCUUCCUCCUCACCCCGAGCAGAACAGGAAUGGUUCCUGACAACUCAGGUCACAACUAGUCUCGACGCCAUCCAAAAGGCCCUUGUGGCCUGUCAGGAUGCGGCGAGGCUUCAGGAUGAUGUGAUGGGAGCUUUGACGCUUGCUAUCUCUUCUCCCAACAACGACACGCUCAAAGGGUUCGUCACCCUGUCAGGCAGUUUCAUCGUCAAGGGGGAAUUGACGAUCAAGUUGCCAAAGCUCCCGGUCGUGAAGGCUGCGAUCCACUCCCAGAUCACAACCAACAUCUCGGCGGCCCAGUCUCUUUUGACAGCAUCAAACGCCUCUACGACAGGAGGCGGUGCAUCAUCUUCUUCGGCGUCUUCUGUUACAGGGGCACUAGGAGGAGGCAGUACAGGCGAGACAAGCCCUGAGGAAUUUCACGCUACAGCGACGGAAGGAACUGAGGCUUCUAAAGCAGAUGAUGGACAUGGAUCUCAGCAGCUGCCGACAAUAGCACAGGGUCUUGCUACUGCCACUGGAAUUGAAACAGGCAUCGGAGCAGGAUCUUUAGUAGCUCCCGCGACAGCCACUACGCCCGCAGCAACAGCGCCUUCGUCAACUGCAACAACAGCUACAGCAGGAUCGGCAACACCUUCAAUACCUGCACCCCAGAUGAACGCCCACCAAGUGCUACACUCUUAUCGACCCCCAGGUCACGUCACACAGCCCUAUGCGUUGGAGCAACUCCGGGAUGUACAGAACCAUACUGCGCAAGCAAUCUUCCGACUGGAAGAUUAUCGGAAAUGGCGAGGCGAGGCAACAAAUGUUGGAGACGGUGCGACAUUGGAUAUCAAAGAGAUCACGAGGGCGUUGAAGACUAUGCUGGAGCUUCUGGGGAGACAUAUUCGAGCGAGCAUUGAGGCCAUGGCUCAACCUGGGAAGGAGAAAUUAUACCCUUUCCGUGUUUGCGAUCCCAAAAUAUUUAGCCCGGCAUUGAGCGAGGACUUUGUGAUCGAGUUUUACAUCCGCGACUCGCAGUUGGUCUGUGCAGCCUACGCCUUGCAGCUGAGUUCCGGAUCUGGCAGUGGUCAAAGCAGUUCGGCAGCAAACGCAUUGACGACAUACUUGCAGCAUGCCCUCCCGGGAGCUUCCUCGGCCUCGAUGCCUUCGUUACCUCACGCAGUAGUGCGAUCGUUGUCUUCAGCUUCGACAACCGCGGCAGUUUCAUCAGGAUCUUCUGCAGACCAUCACCAUACGUCGGCGUCGAGCGCGUCGGUGCAUAACGGGCAAACAGGAAAUGGAGGAGGAGGAGGGAGGGGUGGACAUGGAACUCCACGGCCUGCGUCGCCAAUUCAUCAUCAUAACGGGACAUCUGGACACCCGAGCCACGCCAGUCAUCAAUCACAUCUUACUCAACAGCAUGGACAGGAACCUGUUGUUCUGCCGACAUCGGACAAAAUUGGUCAAACCAGCAAGGGCGGCAUCAACAAGUAUAGAGGAAAGAUUGCGACGACACUCGAGGACAAAGUGGUGCAGGUCCAGAGCCCCAAACUGGCCGAGAUCAGCGCACGGCUCAUCCAGGCUGAAAACUUCUGUCGACGACUGUUGCAUUUCUUGGUCCUCCAGGAUUCUGUCGCCGCUUCUCCUUAUUAA
Linnemannia hyalina is the source of this 2403-nucleotide messenger RNA. The record is from the annotation of a GenBank genome assembly. Lineage: Eukaryota; Fungi; Mortierellomycota; Mortierellomycetes; Mortierellales; Mortierellaceae.